UUAGUGUCUGAGACGGCAGGAGCAGUCGAUGGGAGUGGAUGAGGAGCUCAUCACUCCGCCAGCAAGUGCUGUAUGAAACAGUGAGCUGACAGCAGAGGCUGCAAAGCACUAGAUGAGCUGCUUCUCCACUCCAGCUCCCAGCGCGCGCACAUCCCUCGCGGCUGAGAGCUGUGGACGGUGAACGCCUCAACAUGGAAGGAAGGCUUGCAUUUACAGUACCAAGCAGGCGCUAGAUAGAUACAGGGACAAGGACAGGCGUGGUGCUCACAUUGCUCUGAUUUCCCUCGGGAGUAGUCAAGACACAGAAAGAGCCACAACUGAGCCAGUCCCAGCAGAGACAAGUGUUAGAAAAUCGAAUCAAGCUACCAGGUAUACGCGCUGUGACUGUUGCGUACAAGGUUUUGGGUGAACCGAUCUCUAAUUUGGAAAGAAAUAGUUCAAGUAACAGUUUGUGGAUAAGUCUUUCAGCUGGGAGCACAGUUAUAUUAAUGAACUUCAAAGGCUAUAACAAACGGCAUGGGGCAUUCCUGUAAUGCACUGCACACAGGCGACGGGGACUUGUUAACCCUAGCACACUCUUUGAAAAGGCAAUGAAUCACUAGGGGUGCAAACUAAAAUGAAACAAUGAAGUUUAUCAUGUUUUGGUCAAAAAUAAGUUUUGGGUACCUGCAUUGUUCUCUUUAAAAGCAAUUAACGACAGUCUACAUGCGGGAUGCAACUAAAUGGGGACUCUGUGGUCGAUUUGGAUUCAACAAGAUAACCAACAGCUGUGCAAGCAUCUCAAACACUAACACACCUUUCAUUCACUGGCGUUCAGUGGCACCUAGAGCUGUCCGAGGCUUUACCUACUAAUCCCUGCCAGUGAGCACAACUCCCCUUGGUCACUUAAGAUAUCUGCAUACCAUGAGUUCAAAUAUAGUCUACGAGUGGCUAAGAGCCCUACAGCUCUGCCAGUACGCAGAAUCGUUCAUGGAUAAUGGUUAUGAUGACUUGGAAGUUUGUAAACAGAUUGGAGACCCUGACCUUGACGCGAUUGGGGUGCUGGUCCCCAAGCACAGACAGAAGUUACAUGCAGCUGUCCAAAGACUGCGGGAAGAGGAGAAGGAGGCAGCUGCUGGACUCUACUUCACCCUGGAGCCACAGGUCGUUCCUGCCCCAGAGAUCUACACCAGCCACUUGAAGGAUCAAUACGAAUCCAAGUCUAAUGGAACAAAAUCAUGGAAACAACCUCAUGGAGAAAUAAGGGACAAAACGUCUGGAUUUCAGGGAUCUUCAGAAAACCAGAAUGUUAAGGUCCGGAAAAACUUAGUAACGUACCCCAAGCUGAAGUUAAAAAUCAUGAUCAGAGACAAACUUAUCCGAGAUGGAAUUAAUCUGAGCAAGCCUCCAUACUCUAAUAAGCUGAACCCCUGUGAUGGUCUGGUGCCUGGCAGUGUGGACUUCUUUUGUUCCGGAGCAUCUUAAUUGCAAUAGGAAAUAAACAAAAUGAUUAAAACCCUCAUCGAGGACAAGACGCAGAGAAUCAACUAGUUUACAGUUGCUGAAGGAAGGAACAUUAACAUUCCAUGGAUGUGCAGUCUGAAUGUCAAAUUGGUUACACCUGCUGAGGUUUAAACUAUGCAUGAUUGUUUCUGAUUCUGCUGCCAGGAUGAGUUGGACUGAACUGUGGGGUGUUGAGGACAGCGGCCUUUUUCAUUUUUCUUUUUUUUCAGCAAUAAAAAGUAAUGGCUGCCAACAACGUAAUACUUUCUGUCAUGUGAUGAGUAACAGAACAAUGACUACGUUUAGGCUGGGGGUGCUCUUAUUCUAUGAAAGGUACCAUCAUUCCAAAGACAUCCAAAUGUUACCUGUUUUUAAACAUUAAUCCCUUUCUUUAAUGUCUGUUACUCUGAUUAUUGAAAUGUGUUUGCUUGUUCAGAAAUAAAUGGAAAAAUACAUCGA
This is a messenger RNA of Protopterus annectens (West African lungfish), 1941 nucleotides long. It is a transcript of the gene SAMD5, whose product is annotated as sterile alpha motif domain containing 5. The transcript has 2 exons. Bases 904 to 1464 code for a protein of 186 amino acids. Gene Ontology annotation, molecular function: protein binding. Lineage: Eukaryota; Metazoa; Chordata; Ceratodontiformes; Protopteridae. The record is from RefSeq and is a predicted model, not a curated record.